Molecule: messenger RNA, 1833 nt
Organism: Penicillium bovifimosum
Lineage: Eukaryota; Fungi; Ascomycota; Eurotiomycetes; Eurotiales; Aspergillaceae
Product: putative bZIP transcription factor
Exons: 2
Coding region: 1-1833 (610 amino acids)
Biological process (GO): regulation of DNA-templated transcription
Molecular function (GO): DNA-binding transcription factor activity
Source: RefSeq, a predicted model, not a curated record
AUGGCACAAGGUUUUCAACUCAAAUUCGACCGAAACUCACCAGACAUGGCACCGGAAGAUGAUGAGAUGGAUGUGUUGGACGACAAGAUCCUAGAACCAAUGUCCGAAGACUUUUCCGACAACCGCCGCUUCUCAUACGAUGCCCCAUAUCCCUACUCACAUCGGGGCUCGGACUGGUACAACUACUCAAACUCCAGAUCCAACACAAUGGAAUUACAUUCAACCUCGAAUUCGCACCCCAUUCAACCCAUGGUGAAUCCAAUGGGUGCCCCGUUCAUGCAUGCCGACGGCCCGCAGUCUGCUUACCAACAGACGAGCUGGGCCCCCAUGCAACGUGCGGAUUCCGGCUCAUGUACCCCGACCGUGGACUAUGGGCAGUAUGCCGCAGAAGGAGGUCAGAAUGCUACUGCUCCGUUUGCUGGUGGGGCUGUUGGGCCUGUCAGUGCUGUGGGAACGACUCCCAUGUACCGCGGGAUGGCGUUUGGGUCGCAUGACAGUGAUGCCACUUCGCCGAAGUUAACUAAGCCAUGGGCGAUGGCUCCGACGGAUUGCUUUACCACAAGGUCCGACUCUAUCAAUGGUCUGCCGUGCAGGGAGGAUGGGAAGAAGAAGCGGAACGCCCGCUUCCCGAUCCCCGCUGAGCGGACCCUGAGCAACAUUGAUCACUUGAUCAGUCAGUCCACGAACGAGGAAGAGAUCAAAGAGCUCAAGCAGCAGAAGCGACUACUCCGGAACCGGCAAGCAGCACUGGACUCUCGGCAACGCAAGAAAUUGCAUACCGAGAAACUAGAAGAGGAGAAGAAGAACUUCACCGCAGCCAUCAGCGAUCUUGAAGAGGCACUUCAAACCAUGAAAAUGCGAGAAGCAGAGCUGCUCCGCGAGAAGAGCGAAUGGAUCGUCACCCACGGGCAGAUGAACCAGUACAUUGAAGGGCUGCACAUGGAGAAAGACGAGAUCAUCCGCGUGCACACGCUGGAAACAGCCGAGCUGCGCAAGAAGAACAACAUUCUCAUGGAAACCGUCGAAAAUCUCGAACGCGGCGUCAAGCCCGUUCACGAACCCCUCCCUGGCGACUUCACCGGCUUUGAAAAUAUGACCAUGGAAGCCCAGCCGUGGGACGACUACUCCAUGUCCAACGCAAUGCCCUUGCAACAAGAAUGUCUCUCUGUCCCCCGCCAACAGCCCAGCCAGCAAAUCAAAACCCAGGAGAAAUCCAACUCAGAUCUGCCAAUCAGCUGGAACGCCUUCUACAUGUGUCUCCUCUUCGGCGCCUUCAUCGCCUCAAACAGCAGCUCCCUCCCCGGCCGCUCUCUCCCACAACUAUCCGAGGAGUAUCGCGCCGAGUCAGCUAACGUGCUCAAAGCCGUGCUGGCUUCCUCGCAGGGCCAUGACCUGCAGUCCCACUCCCUCAGCCGCGCGACGGCAACUGGGCCCACACAGGCGACUAUCAGCGGCAUGGAGAUGGCACACUUGAGCUCCGGUCAGACUGUGCCCUCAACCCUUGAUCAGCUACAUAACUCGCUCGCUAUGCCGACAGAAGAGCAGGAACGCGAGCAGGUCUUCUCCUUGAAUGUGAACCAGUAUAACUCCCUGACGACAUUCGAGGACGACGGCGCGUUCAAGCCGCAGCAGCCGUCGACGCUACAGCAGGCACUGGCUGCUAUGCGUGAGACGGUCGCGCAGCAGAGUCGCAUGCACCCCGCUGCAUCCUCGGAUGUAUAUUCCCGAUCGCUGAUGUGGGACCGAGUGCCUGAGAAGGUUAUUCGGGACUUCCGUCGUAUGGUGCAGGAUUAUGCUACUCCUAUUAAAGAGGAGGGUGUCUUCCAUGUCUGA